GCCAGGACCCGUCCGCGGAGGGCGAGGACGACCCCGUCGCAGAGGUGAAGCUGCAGCUGUGGAGCCUUCUGUUUGCGAUGCUCUAUGGCAAGCUCCGCAGCGGCGCCGCCCCGCACGAGGCCCCGCACGAGGCUCCGCCGCUGCCAGACCAGCCGAGGGUGACGACGGACUGCCGGGACUUCCUGAGCCGGUUGCACAACAGGGACCCGAGGGAGAGGAGCUGCAGGACCUGUACAACGACCCUUUCAUCACUGGGGGCAAGAGGCCACGGACGGCCUAGGCUACUUUUUAAGGCAAGCUUUUUCGGGUUCUGCCUCGCCGUUCCGCCGGUGUGUACGUCCUUCAAUUGAUCCGGGGCGCCGCUGUUCCUGUCCAGUGCCUGACGGGCCUCGGGCAAGGCUUGGGGCGAGCCUAUUCCUGCCACGAAGUCAGGCUAGCUGGCCACAGAUAUGCGACCUGCUCGCCCCGAGUGGUGUGAUCGCUGUCCCGCGUGCGCUGAAGAGCCCGCUGGGGUUGGGCUUGGGCACCCUGUGGGUAUCACCAGCGCGACGCUUCGGAAAAAUCUGCCGCCCCUCUCCGCAGCGCCAGUCUGGGAGCAGCGCCUCCCC
Messenger RNA from Prorocentrum cordatum, 608 nucleotides. The record is from the annotation of a GenBank genome assembly. Lineage: Eukaryota; Dinophyceae; Prorocentrales; Prorocentraceae.